Molecule: messenger RNA, 1557 nt
Organism: Trichoderma virens Gv29-8
Lineage: Eukaryota; Fungi; Ascomycota; Sordariomycetes; Hypocreales; Hypocreaceae
Exons: 5
Coding region: 1-1557 (518 amino acids)
Molecular function (GO): heme binding; monooxygenase activity; iron ion binding
Source: RefSeq, a predicted model, not a curated record
AUGGACAAUAAUUCUGUUCCUCAUUCAGCCCAAGGUGUCGCGACGUAUGUCUUCUGGAGCAUUGUCUCGUACCUAAUUUCACCAUUGAGGAAAUACCCAGGCCCAUUUCUCGCAUCCUAUACCAACUUCUACCGAAUGUAUUAUGCCUAUCGAGGAGAUAUGCACCUCUUGACCAAGAAACUCCACGACAAGUACGGGCCGGUUGUUCGCAUGGGCCCAAAUUAUAUCGACGUCGACUAUCCCUCAUUGAUCAAGACAUGCUUUGACACUCAGGGAGUUUGGAGAAAGACCGAUUGGCACGGAGUCAGUGGGGCAAUGGUUGAAGGCAAGCUCUACUUCAACAUCUUCUCAGAGUGUCGCCCCGAAGAACAUGCUCGGAUUAAGAAGCCAAUUGCAAAGUAUUUCUCUGCUCCUGGCGUCGCGCCGAUGGAGCCACACGUCGACUCUGUGCUCUCGACUCUGUGCCGAGCAAUUGAUGAACGAUUCGCUGGCGACGAGACGUUCGGAAAGACUUUCGACUUUGCUGAAUGGAUGCUUUUCUUUGGAAUGGAUGCGGUCGCCAAGACUACAUGGAGUGAAGCGGUCGGAUAUCUUGAGAAGGGACAUGAUUUCGAUGGCACCCUGAACGUCUCGGACAAGGCCUACGACUAUCUCGUCACAAUCGGCAUGAACCCUAUUUUCGACAAGUUCCUCGACAAGAACCCGAUUAUGCGAAUUGGCCCGCCAUCGUUUGGAACCGUCACUGGAAUUUGCCUUGGACACCUGAUGGCGCGCAUGAAGGGCGAAGACAGCCACGACCCAUCCAAGCCCGACUUCCUGGACCGCUAUCUCGAGGCCCAGCAGCAGCACCCUGAAGUUGUCGACAUUUACCGUAUUCUCUCCUACAUGCUCGUCAAUGUCGCUGCCGGCGCUGACACCACUGCGGCGAGCUUGCGCUCCAUCUUUUACCUCUCGCUGAAGCACCCCGCCGUCUUCCGCCGUCUGAGAGACGAGAUCCUUAAUGCCAACUUUUCGCAGCUGCCAGUCCCCUAUGCCGAGUCCCGACAGCUUCCUUACCUGGAGGCUGUCUCCCGAGAGUGUUUCCGAUACCUGCCCGGUAACUGCUUCGCCCAGGAGCGUUACGUUCCUACUGGAGGUGUGACGCUUCCCGAUGGCUCGGUCGUGCCGGCCGGUACUGCUAUUGGAUUCAAUGCCUAUGUUAUCCACAGAAAUAAGGAGGUCUGGGGUGAGGAUGCUGAAGAGUUCCGGCCCGAGCGCUGGCUGCAAGCCGACGAAGAGGCCGAGGAAGACUACAAGGACCGCAUGAAGCAGUUGAACUACGUGGACCUGUCAUUCGGCGCUGGCUCGCGAAAGUGCAUCGGCAUGAACCUUGGAAAGAUGGAGGUCAGCAAGACGGUUGCCACGCUCAUUACUCUCUUCGAUUUCGAGUUGGAAGACCCGAAGAAGGUAUGGAAAAUCCACAACAGCUUAAUUCCUCGGGCGUCUGAGAUUAUGUUGAAGGUUAAGAGGAGAUCGGGCGCUGCCGAGCGGAUCAGCGAAAUGAUCAGCCAUUUUUAG